This is a messenger RNA of Danio rerio (zebrafish), 1766 nucleotides long. It is a transcript of the gene psme4b, whose product is annotated as proteasome activator subunit 4b. The record is from RefSeq and is marked provisional. Gene Ontology annotation, cellular component: cytosol; nucleus; nuclear speck. Lineage: Eukaryota; Metazoa; Chordata; Actinopteri; Cypriniformes; Danionidae. Gene Ontology annotation, molecular function: peptidase activator activity; proteasome binding.
AUGAAAAAGGAGCAGGCCGAGAUAUUAGGUUUUGUCCCCCAGAAAGAGAUCGUCUACAACAAACUUCUCCCGUACGCAGAUCAACUAGACCGCGAAUCCAAUGACAUUUUGGCCCAGAUUAAAGGCAACUUGGGUCGGGCUGUCCAGCUCCGUGAGUUAUGGCCCGGAGUUUUAUUUUGGACACGGAAACUCUCCACGUACCUUCGGCUGUACGGGAGGAAGUUCAGCAAAGAGGACCAUGUGCUCUUUAUCAAGCUGCUGUACGAGCUGGUCACCAUCCCCAAGCUGGAGAUCAGCAUGAUGCAGAGCUUUGCACGACUCCUCGUCAACUUGCUGAAGAAAAAGGAACUGCUGUCCCGGGAUGACUUGGAGUUGCCUUGGAGACCUUUAUACGAUCUCUAUGAGAGUAUCCUGUACUCCAAAACCGAGCAUCUUGGUCUUAACUGGUUCCCAAACUCCGUGGAGAACGUGUUGAAGACGCUAGUCAAAAGCUGCAGAGUAUAUUUUCCUGAAUCGGCCACACAGGAGAUGCUGGAUGAGUGGCGACCAUUACUAUGUCCGUUUGAUGUCACUAUGCAGAAGGCCAUUGGCUACUUUGAGCUCUUCUUGCCCACCAUUAUGCCCCCUGAACAGCACGACAAAGGCUUCAAGUUAUGGUUUGAUGAAAUGAUGAAUCUCUGGGUCUCAGUGCAAAACCUGCCUGCUUGGGAGGGUAAUCUAGUGAAUCUCUUCGCACGCCUGGCUAAUGACAACAUUGGUUAUGUGAACUGGGAUCCAUAUAUUCCCAAGAUCUUCACCAGAAUCCUGCGUAGCUUUAAUCUGCCAGUUGGCACCAGCCAGAUGGUAGUUCCUAGAUACUUGACUAACUCCUACGACAUUGGUCAUGUGGUACUUUGGAUUUCCUCCAUGCUGGGUGGCCCUCAGAACCAGUCCCAAAAGCAGCUUAAUGGGCUCUUCAGUAGUAUAGCAUCCUUCUAUCACCCCUCAAACAACGGACGCUGGCUGAUGAAACUGAUGAAGCUCCUUCAGCGUCUUCCUGCCAGUAUAGUUCGACGACUGCAUCGGGAGCGUUAUAAGAAACCCUGCUGGAUCACCCCUGUUCCCAGCACUCACAAACUCACAGACCAGGACGUGACCGACUUUGUGGAGAGCAUGAAGCAGCCGGUUCUGAUGGCCAUGUUCAGCAAGACGGGCAGCAUGGAUGCAGCUCAGGCCCUGCAGAACCUGGCACUCAUGAGACCAGAGCUGGUCAUCCCACCUGUGCUAGAGAAGACGUAUCCUGCUAUGGAGACACUGACAGAGCCACACCAGCUUACUGCCACUCUCAGCUGCAUGAUUGGCAUGGCUCGCAGUCUUCUCAGCGGCGGCCGACAUUAUCCUGAAGGCCCUGCGCACGUCCUGCCUCUGCUUAUGAGAGCACUGCCUGGAGUCGACCCUAAUGACUUCAGCAAAUGCAUGAUCACGUUCCAGUUCAUUGCUACUUUCACUACUUUAGUGCCUUUAGUGGACUGUUCAUCAGCCCUCCACGACAAGAAUGACUUGACAGAGAUGGAGAGAGAGUUGUGUUCAGCUUCUGCAGAGUUUGAAGACUUUGUUUUGCAGUUUAUGGACAGGUGUUUUGCAUUGAUUGACAGCAGUACACUGGAGCAGACGCGCGAAGAGACAGAGACAGAGAAAAUGACUCAUUUAGAAAGUCUGGUAGAGCUGGGCCUUUCUUCUACCUUCAGCACCAUUCUGACACAGUGCUCCAUGGAGAUAUUCAAGGU